Hansenula ciferrii is the source of this 1401-nucleotide messenger RNA. RefSeq names its product Mdm32p (gene MDM32). Gene Ontology annotation, biological process: mitochondrion inheritance. Gene Ontology annotation, cellular component: mitochondrial inner membrane. The transcript has a single exon. The record is from RefSeq and is a predicted model, not a curated record. The coding region runs from base 1 to 1401 and encodes 466 amino acids. Lineage: Eukaryota; Fungi; Ascomycota; Saccharomycetes; Phaffomycetales; Wickerhamomycetaceae.
AUGAUUCCCCCAAAAAAAUCUAUAACUCCAAAUAAUAUAUUAACAAAAGAAGUUUUAUUAUCACAAGCUACAUCAUCAUGGGAAAGAUUUGUUAUUAAAUCAAAAUGGUUUUUAAUUAAAGGUUAUAGACCUUUCAAUAUUGAUGAAAUUAGUGCAUUUUUUUCUUGGUUUAUCCUUAGUCAUAUUCUUUGGAUUAUAUUAGGAACAACUACUUUUUUUUCAUUAUUAUUUUAUGGAUUAAAUUCAUUAUUUGCAAAAGAAUUAGUUGGGAAAGUUAUGGGGAAAUUUAUAACUUAUUUAAAUCCAAGUUUUGAAAUUAAAUUUAAAGAUGCAGUUGUUCCCGAGUGGGAAGAUGGUAUGAUUGAUUUUAAAAAAGUUAUUAUUAAAACUGUUGAUGAUUCUGGAUUAAAAUUAGAUUUAAAAUUAGAUCACUUAAAAUUAACUUUAUCUUUCAAUAAAUGGUAUAAUCAAAAAGGUAUAAUUGAUAAAGUGGAAAUUCAUGGUAUGACUGGAAUUAUUGAUAGAUCUGAUUAUUUAGAAGGUGAUGAUGGAAAAAAUGAAAUUGAUUGGUUUAAUAAUGAAGAUUAUGAAUUAAGUGGAUUAAAAAUUGUUGAUUCAUUUUUUAAAGUUUUACCAAAAGGUUUUACUUCAGAAAAUAAUAUAAAACCAUUAGAAUUUGCCAUAUAUAGUUGUGAAAUCCCAAAAAUUAGAAUAAAAUGGUUAUUAGCUGAUUUUUUCAAUGCAAGUUCAAUAACAGGUUCAGUUAAUGAUUCAUUAUUUGCCAUACAUAAAAGACAACAUAAAUAUGCAUAUGUUAGUGAUAUUGAAGAUGAUUUAAAUCCAUGGAAACGUAUAACAAGAAUAAGAUUAGAUCCUUUAGAUGUUGAUGUUUUAGGUUUAACAAGUUCACAAUUUAAUUGGAUUGUUGAUGGUAAAGCUGAUAUAACAUGUGAUAUUAUGUCCCCCGUUGAGGAAGAUGAUGGUUCUUUAUCAUCAAAUUAUAUUGUUAUUGAUUUUAAAAUUCAAUUUAAUGAUUUAAAAGCCAAGUAUCCAAUUGAAGAACCAAUGACAUCAAAUGGAGAAAAAUUAAUUUCAUUAAAAGAUUUAAAACCAAUUAUAUCAUAUGUUAAUAAUAAAAGAUUAGAAAGUUUUGAAAAAAUGGAAACAAAUUUUGAAUUACCAUCAUUAAAUUUUAGAAUUGUUAAAAAAAUUAAUGAAUUAGAAAAAAUUUCAACAUUAAGUGAAUCAAAUUUUUUAGAUUUAAUUUCAAAUGAAAUUUAUAUUGAUUGGUUAAAACAUGUUCAUGAAUAUGAAAUUGAGCAAAGAAAUAAAAGAAUUGCACAAUGGUCUAAAUCAUUUGCUUCACAAUUAUUAGUUGUUGGAAUUGGAGCGAUGGUAUGA